Molecule: messenger RNA, 1143 nt
Organism: Nomia melanderi (Alkali bee)
Lineage: Eukaryota; Metazoa; Arthropoda; Insecta; Hymenoptera; Halictidae
Gene: aay
Product: phosphoserine phosphatase
Biological process (GO): dephosphorylation; L-serine biosynthetic process
Cellular component (GO): cytoplasm
Molecular function (GO): magnesium ion binding; L-phosphoserine phosphatase activity
Source: RefSeq, a predicted model, not a curated record
UGAUUCGAACGAGCAACGAAACUCGUUGCCGUUCCGUAUGGGAUACAACUUACCGUUCACAAUAAUAAUCGUGGUUCAACGUUCUCCGUCGAUACGAUAGUUGCUCGCGGAUAGUAUCUUAACCUCUCUCUCUCUCUGAACUAUUAAAUGUUUCCGAAUAAAACGUGACAUUAGAUAUUCUCCAAAUGGCUGAUGUAACGUGUUUCGAAACAGCCGGAGAAGAUUAUACAUAAUUUCCUGUUUCCGCGUUAUGUUAUUACGUAGUUGAAUAGCAGAAAGUACAGAUGGUAAAACUAAAAGUAACGCGUUAAUGAUUUCCUCCUAUAUAAUUAUUGAUUGUUCCGUAUUGCUCGCCACGGUUAAAAGGAUCGACGCGUUCCGGCACAACCUGUUGUCGCAUAUAUAUAUAGUACAUGGCAAAUUUGGAGAACUUGAAGUCGAUAUGGAAGAAGGCAGAUGCAGUUACCUUCGAUGUUGAUUCCACGGUGAUCCAAGAAGAAGGAAUCGAUGAACUCGCAAAAUUUUGUGGCAAAGGGGAGGAGGUCGCUGCCCUAACGAAACGAGCAAUGCAGGGACACGUUACGUUUCGACAAUCUUUGACUGACCGAUUGAACAUUAUAAAUCCGAAUUUUGCACAAGUAAACCAAUUUCUACAAUCGCAUCCGCCAAAACUCUCACCUGGCAUCGAAAAUCUGGUAACAGCCCUUCGAGCGCAUAAAAAACAAGCGUUUCUAAUUUCUGGUGGCUUUCGUUGUUUAAUCGCACCAGUUGCAGCAGCGCUUAAUAUACCGUUAGAAAAUGUGUUUGCCAAUAAACUAAAAUUCUAUAUCACGGGAGAAUAUGCUGGAUUUGAUGAGAAUCAACCCACCAUAGAAAAUGGAGGUAAAGCAAAAGUAAUAGAAUUCCUCAAAGAUAAAAGGGGAUUUAAAUCUGUUGUUCAUAUUGGGGACGGUGUAACAGAUUUAGAAACUGUUCCAGUAGUAGAUUUAUUUAUAGGAUAUGGAGGGAUUGUAGUUAGGGAAAGUGUACGAUUAGGGUCUUCAUGGUUUGUUACCAAUUUUGAUGAACUUUUGAAUGCCUUAUAGAAAUGUACGGUAUUACAUCAUGCAACAAAUCCUUAUCUUAUUUGUCAGUAAAAUCUAA